Molecule: messenger RNA, 2031 nt
Organism: Glarea lozoyensis ATCC 20868
Lineage: Eukaryota; Fungi; Ascomycota; Leotiomycetes; Helotiales; Helotiaceae
Product: Actin-like ATPase
Exons: 4
Coding region: 1-2031 (676 amino acids)
Biological process (GO): cellular response to unfolded protein; protein refolding
Cellular component (GO): mitochondrion; cytoplasm
Molecular function (GO): heat shock protein binding; misfolded protein binding; ATP hydrolysis activity
Source: RefSeq, a predicted model, not a curated record
AUGUUGUCCUCCAGAAUAGCAAGAGCUCUUCCAAGAGCAACUUCUUCAGCGACACGAUCCUCAAUCCGCGCACCAUUUGGAUCUUCUUUUGUACGAUAUAAUUCAGAUGGCGGCGACAAGAAGAUCAAAGGACCAGUCAUAGGUAUUGAUUUAGGAACUACCAACUCAGCUGUGGCUAUAAUGGAAGGUUCAUCAGCAAAGAUUAUCGAGAACUCAGAAGGUGCUCGAACAACACCAUCAGUUGUUGCGUUUACUCAGGACGGCGAGCGGUUAGUUGGUGUUUCAGCAAAGCGACAGGCAGUCGUAAACCCAGAGAACACUCUGUUUGCCACAAAGCGAUUGAUUGGACGCAAGUUCACCGACGCCGAGGUACAGCGGGAUAUUAAGGAAGUACCAUAUAAGAUCGUUCAGCACACAAAUGGUGACGCAUGGGUUGAAGCUCGUGGUCAGAAGUACUCUCCAUCACAAAUCGGUGGUUUCGUUCUACAGAAGAUGAAGGAAACCGCUGAAGCUCAUUUGGCUAAGGGCGUGCAAAAUGCUGUCGUGACAGUCCCUGCAUACUUUAACGAUUCUCAGCGUCAAGCCACCAAGGAUGCUGGACAAAUCGCCGGUUUGAACGUUUUGCGAGUUGUCAACGAGCCAACUGCUGCUGCCUUGGCUUACGGCCUAGAGAAGGAUGAGGACAAGAUCAUCGCGGUUUACGAUCUUGGUGGAGGAACUUUCGAUAUUUCCGUUUUGGAAAUUCAAAAGGGUGUUUUCGAAGUCAAGUCUACCAACGGAGAUACCCACUUGGGAGGCGAAGAUUUCGAUAUCCAUUUGGUCCGACACCUCGUGCAACAAUUCAAGAAAGAGUCCGGUAUUGAUAUCUCCAAUGACCGUAUGGCCAUCCAACGUAUCCGUGAGGCUGCAGAGAAAGCAAAGAUUGAAUUGUCAUCUUCAAUGCAAACAGACAUCAACCUUCCUUUCAUCACCGCAGACUCGUCCGGACCAAAGCACAUUAACUCUAAGCUUUCUCGAUCCCAGCUUGAGAAGCUUGUUGAUCCCCUCAUCACUCGUACCAUCGACCCUGUCCGAAAGGCAUUGAAGGAUGCCAAUCUAGCAGCAAAGGACAUCCAAGAGGUCAUCUUGGUUGGUGGAAUGACCCGUAUGCCAAAGGUCAGCGAGUCUGUGAAGAGCAUCUUUGGUCGAGACCCAGCCAAAUCAGUGAACCCUGAUGAGGCUGUCGCUAUGGGAGCUGCUAUCCAAGGUGGUGUCCUUGCUGGUAACGUCACUGACGUUCUCCUUCUUGAUGUCACACCUCUGUCCCUCGGUAUCGAGACCCUUGGAGGCGUUUUCACCCGUCUCAUCAACCGCAACACCACUAUCCCAACCAAGAAGUCCCAGGUCUUUUCCACCGCUGCCGAUUUCCAGACCGCUGUCGAAAUCAAGGUGUACCAAGGAGAGCGUGAGCUUGUCCGUGACAACAAGAUGCUCGGAAACUUCCAACUCACUGGAAUCCCACCUGCACACAGAGGUGUUCCUCAAAUCGAAGUCACCUUCGACAUUGACGCUGACGCUAUCGUCCAUGUCCACGCCAAGGACAAGGCCACCAACAAGGAUCAGUCUAUCACCCUUGCGUCUGGCUCUGGUCUUUCUGAUCAAGAGAUUCAAAACAUGGUGGAUGAUUCCGAGCGAUAUGCCGAGUCAGACAAAGAGCGCAAGGCCUCUAUCGAGGCUGCUAACAGAUCUGACAGUGUUCUCAACGAUACAGAGAAAGCUCUCAAUGAGUUCUCUGACAGACUUGAUAAGACCGAGGUCGAUCAGAUCCGCGAGAAGAUCGCUACAUUGAGAGAGUUCGUUUCCAAGAGUCAGUCCGGUGAAGGAAGCGCGACCGCUGCCGAGCUCAAGGAGAAGACCGACGAGCUUCAAAUGGCCAGCUUGAACUUAUUCGACAAGAUGCACAAAGCACGUGCUGAGUCUGGCGAGGCUCCACCUGCUGGUGAGGCGAACUCAGCUGAGGGCGAGGCUAAGGAUGGCGAGAAGAAGCCAUAA